This is a messenger RNA of Trifolium pratense (red clover), 1068 nucleotides long. Its product is annotated as exodeoxyribonuclease-like. The transcript has a single exon. Bases 1 to 1068 code for a protein of 355 amino acids. NCBI's taxonomy places the organism in Eukaryota, Viridiplantae, Streptophyta, Magnoliopsida, Fabales, Fabaceae. The record is from RefSeq and is a predicted model, not a curated record. Gene Ontology annotation, molecular function: catalytic activity.
AUGAAGAUCGUAUCUUGGAAUAUAAGAGGGUUGGGUGGGUUAGAGAAGAGGAAGGAAGUGGGCAAAUUGGUGGGGGAUCUGAAACCCUUUAUUCUCUGUUUGCAGGAGACGAAGUUACAAAACUGUGAUGUUCUUCUUUGUUCUAAUCUUUGGGGUAGCUCUUGUCAUGGGUUUUCCUUUCGUCCGUCGGUGGGGGCUUCAGGCGGGAUCUUAACUAUGUGGGAUUCUUCUGAGGUGGAGAUGUGGUGGACAGAGAGUCGUGAGCAUGUGUUGUGGUGUCAUGGUCGCUUUACUAAGUCUGGAGAGGAGUUUUUUAUGGCGAACAUCUAUGCCCCUUGUGACGAUAUGGUUAAGCAACGAUUGUGGGAGUCUAUUUCGGAGCGGCUUCACUUGCUAGCGGGAAAGAGAGUAUGUGUUUGUGGGGAUUUUAAUGCGGUGAAACAUGUGGAUGAACGACGAUCGGUUCGGGGUGGUCAUCGUUCCUUAGAUCACGUUCCUUUUAGUCGGUUCAUUGAAGAUAAUACCUUGGUUGAUCUCCCCUUGAUUGGUCGUAAGUUUACUUGGUGUAAAGGGGAUGGUUUCUCUAUGAGCCGUCUAGAUAGAUUUCUCCUUUCUGAGGAAUGGUGUUUGGCCUGGCCUAAUUGUAGGCAGGUAGCCAGGUUGCGAGGGUUAUCUGACCACUGUCCUCUGGUCUUAUCAGCGAAUGAGGAUGAUUGGGGUCCUCGCCCGUCUAGGAUGCUUAAGUGUUGGAAGGAUGUGCCUGGCUAUCAUUCGUUCGUGAAAGAGAGGUGGAAUUCGCUUCAGGUCGAUGGUUGGGGUGGUUAUGUGCUGAAGGAAAAACUUAAGUUAAUUAAGGCAGGACUGAAAGAGUGGCAUAGGGCUCACACUCAAAACCUUCCUAGUCGUAUUGAAACGUUGAAAGCUAGGCUUUCGGCCCUUGAUGAGAAGGGUGAGGAAGAGGCUCUUUCUGAGGAGGAGUUAGUGGAGUUUCAGGGGGUUUCGGUAGAUAUCCACUCGCUUUCGCGGCUGCAUGCCAGCAUCAGUUGGCAACAAUCCCGUUCGUUGUAG